Penicillium cataractarum is the source of this 1455-nucleotide messenger RNA. RefSeq names its product RPAP1 family protein. The record is from RefSeq and is a predicted model, not a curated record. Gene Ontology annotation, cellular component: nucleus. Bases 1 to 1455 code for a protein of 484 amino acids. Gene Ontology annotation, biological process: transcription by RNA polymerase II. NCBI's taxonomy places the organism in Eukaryota, Fungi, Ascomycota, Eurotiomycetes, Eurotiales, Aspergillaceae. The transcript has a single exon.
AUGGCGUUUCGAGGCGAACGGUUCGUCGUCGACCUGGACGAUGACACUAUUACCGUCCCCAGUGAUCCCGUCCCAUCCCCCUUCUCUCUGAUCGGCGAGAUUCGUGAACGAGAGCCCACCGCCGCCACACCGCCUGCCCCGGCACCGCCUUCGUCCGCCUCGUCGACCGGGUUCCCCGCGCACCGCCGUCGCAAUAAGACCCCCUCCUUUAAAGAGCGACGAGCUGAGCAGAAAGCAGCAGCGAGUGUGCCUCCUGCUUCGUUGAACAAUCCACCCACGAUUCAAGAUGACAAGCGCGCGAUCGGGGAGGAGAACAGACGCCAUCUGGCGUCCAUGUCAGAGGCACAGAUACAGCGGGAGCGGGAAGAGCUGAUGGAAUCGAUGGACCCGGGACUAUUGGAACGAUUCUUGCGACGAGCUCGCAUUGACGAAGAUGAUAAAACCCACUCUGAGACACCCAAAGCUGCACUCACACCGGCACCGGCGUCGACAGAGGAAGAGCCAGCGGAAUCCAAGCCCCAGAAAUCAGUCUCCUUCGACAUUCCUCCCCCAACAUCAACCACAGCACGAGCACAGCCCUCACAAAAACCUUCUUCCAAACCAUCAAAAUCACCAGCCAACGACGAUCGCGCCCCAACCCACCCACCAAAAGACCUCCUCCCCGCCUCCGAAAACCCCCCCAUCAUGGACCCCGCCGUCAUCGAAACCUUCCACUUCCCCCGCCCGAAACAACCCAUGCCAGUCCUAGACCCCUCAUCGCCCGAUUUCCUCACAGACCUCCAGUCCCACUACUUCCCCGAAAUGACCACUGACCCCGCAGCCCUCUCCUGGCUGCGCCCCCCAUCCAGCGACCCCGAAGACCCGGAUUCAAUCUCCCCAUAUCACCCCGCCAGCAGCGCGGUCUCGAUGUCCCCCUCUGAGAUCCGAUUCUCGCUCCGCGGGACGAUUCUCGGACCUUCGACUUCGUUGACGUUGCCUACGACGCUGGGCUUGCAUCAUCAUGGUAAUGAUCCGCAGGCAGCGGGGUAUACGAUCCCGGAGCUGGCGAUCUUGUCGCGGUCUACGUUCGCGGCGCAGCGGUGCAUUGCGUGGCAGGUUUUGGGUCGGAUUUUGUUCCGGCUGGGCAAGGGGGAAUUCGGGGAGCGUGGGGGUCAAUUAUCCGAGGGAUUGUGGUUUGUGAUUGAGAAGGAGGGGGUUGUGGGUGGGAUGUUGGCGGAAGCAGAGGGUGUUUCUGGACAGGAUCGAGUUCGUGGAAAGGGGGACAAUGGAAAGAAGGAGGAGGGUGAAGAGGAGAAGAAAGAGGGUGACAAGGAUCGUCCGGCACUGCCUGUUGCAUCUGGAAUUGGACGGCAUGCGAGUGCAGCUGCUUGGGCGAUGGAAAGUGUAUGGUUAUGGCAGAAGGGUGGAGGAGGAGAUCGAGGACUCCUUAAGCAGGGUCAGACUCGACCCCGGUAG